Messenger RNA from Papaver somniferum (opium poppy), 1792 nucleotides. RefSeq names its product ethylene-responsive transcription factor ABR1-like. The transcript has 2 exons. Gene Ontology annotation, biological process: ethylene-activated signaling pathway; regulation of DNA-templated transcription. NCBI's taxonomy places the organism in Eukaryota, Viridiplantae, Streptophyta, Magnoliopsida, Ranunculales, Papaveraceae. The record is from RefSeq and is a predicted model, not a curated record. Bases 88 to 1521 code for a protein of 477 amino acids. Gene Ontology annotation, molecular function: DNA-binding transcription factor activity; DNA binding.
CAGCUCAAAUCUCGACCAGGAAAGAAAAGGAGAGAAACCAACACAACACAAAGAGAACAUAUCAAGCAACAUCCUUAUUGUUAUUUCAUGUGCAUGCUAAAAGUGGCGAAUUCAUCAGGGAAGCCUAGUAAUACUAGCAGCGAGUAUGUUGGUUAUAACACAAACAUGCAACAGCAAGCUGGUGGUGGAACAAAUGAUCAAGGUAGAAUAAGAAGAGUUGGAUCAAAUCAAAGACAGCAGCAGCAGCAAGAUUACGGAACCGAAUCGGCGGGUAUGACGAUGUUUUCUGAGAAUUAUAGUAAUACAAGAGAGAUGUCAGCCAUGGUAUCAGCUUUAACACAAGUAGUUUCAGGAACAACUGGUGAUCAUCAUCAUUGGCUUAAUAAUUAUGGUUCACCAACGUCUGAUUUGAGUGGCCAUCUUAUAAGCUCUACAUCAAAUAACAACAAUACUAAUACUGUUUCUGUUUCAUCACCAUCUUCUUCUUCAUAUUCUUCUAAUACUUCUUGGGGUGGUAAUACUACUACUACUCCAACCCAUCAUGGUGGACUAAAAAGAGAAAGAGAAGAUGAUCACCAUCAGAUUAAUAUUAAUAGCAGUGCUGGUCAUAGAGGCGGCAACGGUGGCGGUGGUGAUGGUGGGAUGAUAAGAUCAAAUUUUAGAGGUGGUUUCAUUGCUGACUUCAAAUCUUCACCUGGAGAAUCAUCCUCGGGCAAAUCAGGAUCACCAGAUGGUCCAAGCAAUACUACAACAACAAACAUUGUAACUAGUACGGAUCAGACAACAACAACAACAUCAUCAAGUACACCAAGAGCAGAAGAUCAGCAACAAAAUAAUCCUGCAGAAGAAGUAGUAGUUGAGAGAAGAAGAAGAUACAGGGGAGUAAGACAAAGGCCAUGGGGGAAAUGGGCAGCUGAAAUCAGAGAUCCACAUAAAGCAGCUAGAGUAUGGUUAGGUACAUUUGAUACAGCUGAAUCAGCUGCUAGAGCAUAUGAUGAAGCUGCUCUUAGAUUUAGAGGUAACAGAGCUAAACUUAAUUUCCCUGAAAAUGUUUCAUUAAGACCAACAAUUUCUGUAUCUCCAACAACUCAUUUCUCUUCAGUUUCUGAUUCUCCAGUUCUCCAAAAUCAAUCAUCUAAUUCUUCUACUUUCAUACAAUCUCCAUUGGGUUUACACCAUUUACAGAGUAGUAGCUCUGAUAUUAACAGAGAUUUUAUUCAAUAUACACAAUUACUUCAGAAUUCCGAGAACAACCCUUUCUUUCAAAUUCAACAAUUACAAACAAAUCCAUAUGAACAAAUGUUAUAUCCUUCUCAAUCAUCUUUUCCUUUUCAAUCUUCUUCUACUUCGAGUUCUAUUCCUUAUUCUGUUUUUCAAACAAAUGAUCAACAUUCGGGUUAUUUCAGGCAACCUGAAAAUCAAAGUCAGGGUGGUGGUGGUGGUAAUGGGUCAGAUUAUCCGACUUAUUCAUGGAUGAAUUCUAGUCAUUAUGCACCACCGCCACCACCGCCUCCUAGUUAAAUCGGAUGGAUAUUUUUUGUUUUUGAGUUUUUAUUAUAUCGUUCUGAACUGAUUUAACCAGACACUGUAUGGGAUAAACGUUUGUUGGUUCCAUUUGUAGAAGUGCUUGGCUUUAUCAUUUUUUUACUUGGUUUUUGUAAUUCUUUUUGUUUUGGACUAAUUUUCUUCCCAUUCAUCUGAUAAAGAUGAGAAAAGAGAAACAGAUAAAGAUUAGGGUUUUGUACUUUCUUGUUAUUACAUAUAAUCGAAGUAGUAAAGGUUUUUUGAGUUU